AUGAGGUCCAGCAGCCUCUUGGUUCUGACGGUGUUCCUUGUCCUUGGGACGCUGGUGGUAGAGGCAGCUGUUGUAGGAGUUUCAGUUAAAGGUCAAGACCCUGUCAAAGGUGAUGUCUUGGUCAAUGGACAAGAUUCAGUUAAAGGACAAGUUCCAGUUAAAGGUCAAGAUCCAGUCAAAGGGUUCAAUCCUCCAUUCUUCCGUAAGCCUGGCACCUGCCCUGAGGUUUUGAUCCAGUGUGCCAUGUUAAAUCCCCCUAACCGCUGUUGCAGCGACACUGACUGCCCAGGGGCCAAGAAGUGCUGUGUUGGUUUUUGCGGGAUGGACUGUUUUAACCCAGUGAGGCGGAAUCCCCCUUCACUGCACCUGUGA
Trichechus manatus latirostris (Florida manatee) is the source of this 372-nucleotide messenger RNA. It is a transcript of the gene PI3, whose product is annotated as peptidase inhibitor 3. Bases 1 to 372 code for a protein of 123 amino acids. The record is from RefSeq and is a predicted model, not a curated record. Gene Ontology annotation, biological process: copulation. The transcript is spliced from 3 exons. Lineage: Eukaryota; Metazoa; Chordata; Mammalia; Sirenia; Trichechidae. Gene Ontology annotation, cellular component: extracellular region. Gene Ontology annotation, molecular function: peptidase inhibitor activity.